Saccostrea cuccullata (small rock oyster) is the source of this 4945-nucleotide messenger RNA. Its product is annotated as KAT8 regulatory NSL complex subunit 1-like. Gene Ontology annotation, molecular function: histone acetyltransferase binding. The coding region runs from base 306 to 3683 and encodes 1125 amino acids. The transcript is spliced from 9 exons. Lineage: Eukaryota; Metazoa; Mollusca; Bivalvia; Ostreida; Ostreidae. The record is from RefSeq and is a predicted model, not a curated record. Gene Ontology annotation, cellular component: NSL complex.
AUUUUUGUAAUAUGAUGGCUUGGCUGUAAACCCUCUGUACGCCAUUAUGGUGGAUUUUGUUUGUAAGGGCGGACCAAAAAGCACAUUGCGAAACUCUUGAAAAUAGAUAUGAUCCACCAUGAUUUAUGCUCUUAAGAAAAGAAGAGGAUUAAUGGUAUUCACGAAAAGUAACUAUAAAGGCUAUGCUGAAUGUACGGUUGGAGAAUAACCACUGUGAGAUAAUCCUAACCACAUGCCAUUGCAUCAGGCAAAAUUAGUUCACCUCUAUUUAAAGAAUUCUCAAAAAUACUGACUUUUAACAGUGCAUGUCUGCUCCACUUUCCCUAAGAGUAUGCUGUCUUGUUGCAAUGGCGCCUGCACUCACUGAUCCAGUGGCGACCCAGACCAAAUUAAAAAUAAAAGUCUUGGACCCAUCCUCGAGCCUGCCUUUAGGAAAACCUGUAGAGGUGGUGCACAAAGACAGCAUUGCCAUUCAUAAAGGGACACCAAACUGUAAAGUUACUCUGAAUUCUGUUUUAAAUUUGAAACAAAUUGAGAACAGUAUUCUUAAAACAGUUGGACUUAAUUCAAAGAUAAAGCAAAUCAAAAUUAUUCAGAAAGGUGCAAAUAGGAACAAAAACCCUGGGCCGCAGUUGGGGGUGGUGCAAAAUAACGAACAUUCUGGUGACCAGAAAAUGAACCAGCCCUUGGAAUCUGUGAAUGGAAUGCCGAAGGAGAAUGGUUUAAAAACAGCAAGUGAACUGAAAAAGUCCAUUGAAUUAAAUACACUGACAAAUCUAAAUGGUGAUCACAAUCCGGUAAACCAUACUUUGCAAAAUGGAGACCCAGAACAAACAUAUACAGUCAGUUCUGUACCAGACAUGGUGACGUCGGUUAAUUCUGGAACAGAGGUCGCUCGUGAUGACGUGUGUGAUGGUGCAGAUAUUGACACUGAAUUUGUUGACAUUGAAAACGAAGAGACUGAUCCCAUAAAGUCUGAAAAAGAACUAAGUGAGGAGGUUAGUGAAAAGCAACAUGUUUUGGAAAGACGAGCAGACAGACUUCUGAAAAGAUUACGUCGAUUACAAGGACGUCAGCUGGAGACGCACAUUAGAAAUCAAACCGGGAGUUACGUCAGCUUCCUUCAUCGCAAUCUCCAGUCUGUAGCACAUAGAUCAAUGGGAAUAUCCGGUCCAAAUUCAGAACUUAAAGCAGAACUUUUGAAAAGUGAAGAUGUGAAGAGUUUGUCCACUGCAGCCCUUGUGAAUUUGGUGAGAAGAAUUCAGUCCACACAAAAUCAGGCUGCGCUGAACAAGCGCAUCGCCACACAGAAAAAAGCUAAGGAGGAAAAGCCAUCUCAAAGUGUGUUGGUGAUAGACGGACAAAUCUGCAAAGAAGCCAACCGUGUGUCGGGGCAACUCCAAACCAACCUGAAUCACAUUCUGGACACUUUGGACUCAGACGCCACAGAAAGUAGUUCUGGAGGGGAAAGCUGUGAUGAAGAUGAUGAGUAUGAAAGAGAAAGAAAAAUCCCUCCACCACCAUUGCAUCGUCGGGCGGAGUGGAAGUGGGCAUCAGAUAGGGCAGCAGUGGCGUGUCGAUGGACAUGGUUACAAGCUCAAGUCUCCGAUUUGGAAUACCGAAUACGUCAACAAAGUGAUAUUCACAAACAAAUUAGGCAUAAUAAAGGCAGCGUUGUUUUGGGUGAACCUCCUUCAUUGGAGGAGCUAGGUGCACGCCUCAGGCAGGCUAGGGCAAAUGGAAAACUAUUAUCACCUAUAGAAACCAAAAUUGCCGAUUUUGAUGCAAAGAAUGUAUCAGGAUCCCCCUGCAAUAUAGCUGCUGUUAUGACCAAUGUUAAUCGUCAAGCAACAAAAUUAACACAAUCAUUAGGAAACUGUUUAACACCUAUUCAGUCUAACUUAUUGACAGAUAACAAAUUAAAAGACGGACAAGGUAAUUUGAAUGGUGUUGUCAAUUCCACGCAUCCAUCCUCUACAACGGAAGAAAAUGUGUCGGUGUUACCGGGUCCUUCCGGUGACACGUCGUCUGUGGAACAGUCUCCACCUUCAGUCCUUCUGGACGCUACCUGUCAGGCUGCCAGAUGCCGGCCUGUGCGUAGUUAUAGGAAGAGGAAAUUGUUACGGACUUCUGGCCUGCAUCAGGUCUCUCGUAAGGCCGCGCGCCUGUCCACGGUGAAGUGUCACUGUUCUCCGCCUUUCUCUUCGUGUCCCAUGUGUGGGGGGCGAUACAAUAAUUCACAGACUGUGGACGCUGACACCAUGCCGGUUAAUGAGAGAGUGUCCCUUCUUGAUCCAUCCUAUCACCCAGUUUUGUCUUUCAAUGAAGAAAUUCCACUGACGAUUCACUUUGAGGCUUUGCUGAAGAGUGGAGACUGGCAAAACAAACCACCACCGAAAGCUACAAAACUCCUGUCUACUGACAGAAAACGACAAAAGCUGUUGGUACCUUCUGUGCGAGGAAAAGUUAGAAAGCAGACAAAAUAUGCAAAGGGUGCAGCUACGGCAUUACUGGCUUCAGCAAAGCUGCGGAACAAAUAUGAGAGGAGAACUCCCACCAAAGGCAGACCAAGUCUGAAGUCCACCAGGAAAGUCUCGGAUCUCAGAAAGAGAAGAAUAAAUGACAGUCUUUCAAUUGCCCUGAAACAAGACAGUAUGGAUGAUGGACAUUUGUCUGGGCCUUCUGACUAUGAUGAUGAGGAUGAAUAUGCAAACUGUGGUCGUGAUACCCUCCUGUCUUCUAGCGGGGCUUCAGGGAAUUUCAAGGAACUGAAGGAUGCUACCAUGAGAAAGAGACGCUUAGAGAGUGCAUAUGAUAUUGACAACAUUGUCAUACCAUAUAGCAUUGCCUCAGCAACACGAGUGGUCAAAUUAGAGUACAAGGAAAUUGUAACACCCAAGUGGCGAGAUAUUACAGAGAAUUUUGAAGAAACGGACAAUACAGCAGAAGAUCCUAACAAGGAGGUCACAGAUGAGACUGAGAAUACAUCAGAUGAAUUCUUUGCUGCAAUGCAUGAUAUAUGUGAAAUCCAAGAGAGGAAGCGUUUCCAGUCUUUCAUAAAGUAUCCCAGUCGUCGCAGUCGAGGAUCAAGAAAUGAUUCAGGACCAUUAACUCCUGACACUGCAUCUACAGAGGUGGGCCUCAUCAAUGAAGGUAAUGACAGUGCACAGAAAAUCGAUGACGAUUCUCGACGUAGGAGCCACACUCUGUCCUCGAGUGGAGGCAGCCACACAAACUUAGCUGCCUCACUGAGAGAGGAAGUGUUCCGACGGCGGAGUAGUUCUGCAUCCUUGAGGAGGAACAGUGUCAGUGUAGGCACGGAUGAUAUGAGUAUGGACUAUGAUGACGGAGAGUUGGUGGAACCCUGGCCUGUCAGGUCUUUCCCACUCUCUGAGGAAGAGUAUGAAGAAAUGAAGGUGAGUGUCUCGCAACCUGAAGUAGAGACGUGUACCUACUUUACCCGGAAUAAAAUCUCAAGCAACUCAAUCGAUGGUCUGGAGGAGGAGACCAGUGUUAGUGAAGGAACAACGUAUGAUGCGGUGGAGACUCAGGUCAGUGUACCAGAGUCUCCUAACAGCUCCGCGGGGUCACACACUAGUGAGGAUCCCAACGAUCCGGAGUGGACUGUAGCAAAUAGUGAUAAAUUGGGGGACAAAAAUUUAGUUCGACUCGGUCGUAGGUGAUAAAAAGUUAAUUAUUCAGAAAAAGAUCAUGAAGAGUAAAUUGUUAGAUUUCAAUGUAGAUGAUAGAUUGUUACGUUUUCUUGUUUCUUUUGUCCUUUGAUAUUGUCCAGAGUUCAAGUGUGAUAUAUGUUUAAAUCACUUAUGAUGGAUAAUUCAAAUUCGGUAGUGCUAUUAAAGAAAAACACCUUCGUUACGCAUUGUCAAAGUGUGUUUAAGAUAUCUGAAUGUAUGAAGUAAUUAAGGUUCACUAAUUCAUUUAAAGUCACAGAAUUUAACCCAUCUUGCCUUGGAGUUAGAUACAACUGUUGGAACUUUUUUGUACCCAUACUUAAUAUUUGUUGGUUGUGUGUAUAUAUCGAUACAAAUUGUUUGGUUGAAUAUUUUAUCAAUUGUGCAAGAUCUGUUUAUUUUUUUCUUAAGGACAGGGUUAUCUCUUGACAAGAUAACAGAAUUUUUUGCUGUAUUGGGGUUUACUCUAAGGAAAAAAGUUUCAAAAAAAUCUCAUUAACGGACAUGUCAUUCAUAACAACCACCUCUUUGUUGCUCCUCUUGUAUAUAUAUGAGUUAUUUUGUAGCACACAGAUUUUUUUUGUAUUAUAAUCGUGUACAGAUUCUUUUUUAUUGAAGAAUUAAAUGAACAAGUUGGCCUCAUAGUGCUAUGAUAAAAACAUUUUUAUGACCAAUCAUUCAACAGAAUAUUGCAAUGUUCACUGUCAAUGAUGUAAGCACAUCUGCCAUGUAUUAGAUAACUUACAUUCCAUAAAAAUUGUCCCAUUUCAGUGCUGAGUAAUAAGAAUCAAAUAAGUGUUUCAAAAGAAUUUUCAAAAUCCUUUUCUUUAUUUUUUAAAAGCAUUUUUUUCUAGGGUUACAUUUAAAUCAUCACUGCCUUUUUAAAAUCAUGUUGCAGAAGAGUUGUCCUUCUUGAUCUUGUCAAAUCAUGGAAAACCUACAAUUUUUUGAAUUUCUUUGAAAGUGGUAUUGAAACACAUUUUGUUUGUUGACUUUAUCAGAAAACAUGUUUAUGUGACAAGUUGAUUACUUGAUCAAUAAUCAUCAAUUAGUCAGGAAUUCUUUUUAUUCCAAGAGAAUUAAAUCUGUUGCAUUUUUUUCUUUACUUAUUUUCCAUUUAGUUUUCAAUUCUAGUAAUGUUAUUUCUGGUGUACCAAAGUGAUUGGAUUUUUAGCUUAAGAUCAAACUACUUCAGUGGUAUGUAUGAUGGCUUCUUCAUGAAAACAAAAUAAAAACAAAGAAAAUCUUUAAAA